Parnassius apollo (apollo) is the source of this 357-nucleotide messenger RNA. The record is from the annotation of a GenBank genome assembly. NCBI's taxonomy places the organism in Eukaryota, Metazoa, Arthropoda, Insecta, Lepidoptera, Papilionidae.
AUGUUUGCAAUAUUGGACGUAAUUUAUUCGUAUGAGAAUGAAACUAUACCAGAAAUCAAUAUUAAUAAUGAUGACGUAGAAGCCUUUAAUGGCGCUGAUGAAGAUUUUGAUCAAGAGUCCGAUGCCGUUGAUGAAUUCAUAACUCGUUGUAGUUUGGCAUUAUCUGAUAGAGUAGAGAGAUUUAAUCAACUGAGAUCAUGUAUCUCCAAGGUUUUGGUUGAUCUAGAAUUUGGAUCUGAUUAUUGGAUCACAGAAGACGAAUUCAACAUUAUGAGCGAUAUAGAUAGAGCUCUUCAGCCAAUCAAGUUAGCGGUAGAAGUGUUAUGCCGACAAGACUCUAAUCUGUUUACGGCUUAA